AUGUCUAGCCUUCUCAAUAUCCAACAACAAUUCUUGAACCAAACUCCUAAAAUGGACGCUUCGCUUUCUAAUAGCAAUAAUAAUGGUCAACAGCCUCUUAUGAAAUUGCCGAUUCCAAGACUUCCUCAAAAUGCAGCUGCCGCGGUUGCCGCCGCUGCUUCGUCAUCGGCUCAUGUUUCGGGUAAUGUUUCGAACAAAUCUCACGAGAUGUUGAUAACUACUUCUUGGCAACCUGCUAACAAUAACAACACGACCAACGUUUCAAUGGCUAACUCGUUGCCUGUUAUUCCUUGCCAAGAGACAAUUGGGCAAAAUUCCAUCGGGAAGCCAGUCCCUAAUAAACGUGGUCGUAAACCUCUAACGACUAUGCCAUCAACGAAAAAGCACAUCCAAAAUUUGACCAAUCAACGAGCAUUUCGUCAACGUCGUGAGAACUACAUCCGAACCAUAGAAUCGAGAGCGUCCACACUGGAGUAUCUUUACUCGCAGGCACAGGAAGAGAUCAAAAGCUUAAAAGAACAAUUAGGGUCAAUGCGAAAACAACUAUUCGAGGGUGAUAGUAGAAAUGUUUGCGGUAGUGGUGCACUCUCCAAUUCUCCAGGCCUCAACGAUCCGUCGUCCAUGAUGGAUCAUUCACAACAACAUUGCCCACACAACAAUCCAACAGACGCUUGCUGUGGCAUAGGAGGAUUCGGAGGAGGAUUGGGAGGAGUUGUUUCCGCAUCGUCGUCGUCUUCUUCGUCAAGACAACAACAACCGAUGAUUUAUUCGAGUCAGCAGGUUGUUGUUAGCAAUAAUAAUGGUACUGGUGGUGGUAAUGGUAAUGGGCGUACUCAUAUGUUUACAAUGGUCUCUUCACGUGAAGGGUCUCCGAAAGAUGGUAUGAAUUGCGAUCUAUUAAUGAGUGAUGCUGCUAUGAGUCCUAUCAGUUCUGAUAGUAGCGGUGUUCAUAGUCCUCCAUUGAUACAAAAUUCAUCAAAUAAUCAAUCACCAAAUCAUAUUUAUCAGAACUCAGCAGCCUUUCAGCAGCAAUGUUUAUCUCCAACAUCCCCAACUACCAAUAAUACCACCAAUAGCCCUAAUACAUACGCCACAUUAACGACUCUUUCCAAUCACAAUCAUCGAUUGGCGGCAGAUCAAUUAUCCAUCCAGAGACGGGUAAGACAAUGUGGAUUCUAUCCAACGCACGAGAAAGCGCAAUAUCAACAAAUGAUGGAAAUUUAUGCGAUCCAAUCACGCCCACCUCGUAUUAUCAUUCAGUUUCUAAUGGCUGCUCUCCGUCGUCAAGUUCACCAAUUUAUAAUCAUCCGUUGCCAUCGCCUGAUGAGCCUGAAACGAACUGGCAACUAG
This is a messenger RNA of Ambispora gerdemannii, 1350 nucleotides long. NCBI's taxonomy places the organism in Eukaryota, Fungi, Glomeromycota, Glomeromycetes, Archaeosporales, Ambisporaceae. The record is from the annotation of a GenBank genome assembly.